AUGCAACCUAACCCGCUUAACAAGCGCCGGGAAAGCAAGACGCCCACGGUCAAGCGCCGCAUGUCCCGGCACGGGUCGGUUCUGAUUGAAACCGCUCCUCGGGAGCUGCCCUGGGACCUGAUCGAUCGGCUGCUGGUUCCGAUUAUUUGCUGCCACGCUGCAGCGAUUCUCAUUUCCGGUGUGCUGAAUCUGCUGCGAAUUUCCCAAGUGUCCGCGUUCGUCCUGUUCAUCCUGUUUACCAUCCUGACCGUCAGCGGGGCGCUCGUCUACCACAGCCUUAAGAUUUCGCCGCUGGGAAAAGCUGUCCUCAUUACUGGCUGCGAGUCGGCGCUCGCCCGGGCGCUGGCCAAGCGCCUCGACGACCUUGGGUUCACCGUGUUUGCGGCCUUCAAGCAGCUGCAGGAUAACGACGAUGCGACCAUGCUGAAGGCGCUGUCCUCUGGCCGCCUCAAACUGCUCCAGCUGGACGUGACCAGCGAGGUCGAGAUGUUGGAAGCAUCGUUGUUAAUUACCAAACACCUCCCGGAGGGCGAACCCGGCCUGUGGGCGCUCAUACACUGCGACCUGUGGUGUGCGCUUGGCGAGCUGGAGUGGGUUCCGUUUCCGGUCAUGCGGAAGUCCUUCGACAUCAACGUGCUCGGUGCCUCGAGAUUGACCCAAAUCAUGCUUCCCCUGAUCCGCCGUACGAAUGGACGCGUCGUGUUCCUCUCGUCCGCCCUGGCUCACCUGCCGUCGCCGGUCCGUAGUGUCCAGUGUGCGACGCAGGCCGCCAUCGAAGGACUCGCCUCGUGCCUGCGCCAGGAGCUGAAGCCACGCAAGGUGGGUGUGUCGAUUAUUUGCGCGAGCGAGUUUGCCGCCGGAAACGCCUGGCUCGACGAUCAGGAUAUGCGCGAGCAGGCGAAGGCCAUGUGGGCGCUGCUGAGUGACGAGCAGAAGGAAACGUACGGCGAGGACUAUUUCGAGCAGGCGAUCCGUUCGCUUGAACCGUACUGCCGUGGGGAUGGUGACUUCCAUUCGACCAUUCGUGCCAUGACCGAUUCCAUCACGCGCACUUUCCCAAUGUUCCGCUACACUCCGCUCACGCGUUACGAAAAGCUCAAGACCAUCGUGGCCGAGCAUCUGCCAAGUCCACUGUACGAAAUUCUCUACAAAGCUUAGACAGAGGCUCCUUUGAGCGAGGCGGAGCAGAUCCUUUUCAGACAGCUUUUAUUGUAGCGUUGUAUCGGUUGUGUGUUUGUCCCUGCCUUAGACAUAGACAUGAUGUGUAGUGGUUGUUGAGUAUCUAGAGGUUUUCUUUGUAACAGUUAGAGUCAAUUGAUCAAUAAAUGCUUUCAAAUCGAUGUGCCA
This is a messenger RNA of Anopheles coustani, 1347 nucleotides long. RefSeq names its product D-beta-hydroxybutyrate dehydrogenase, mitochondrial. The record is from RefSeq and is a predicted model, not a curated record. NCBI's taxonomy places the organism in Eukaryota, Metazoa, Arthropoda, Insecta, Diptera, Culicidae. The coding region runs from base 1 to 1158 and encodes 385 amino acids. The transcript has 6 exons.